Messenger RNA from Centropristis striata (black sea bass), 3722 nucleotides. Its product is annotated as putative helicase mov-10-B.2. The record is from RefSeq and is a predicted model, not a curated record. Gene Ontology annotation, molecular function: 5'-3' RNA helicase activity; RNA binding. NCBI's taxonomy places the organism in Eukaryota, Metazoa, Chordata, Actinopteri, Perciformes, Serranidae. The coding region runs from base 192 to 3191 and encodes 999 amino acids. The transcript has 23 exons.
CCGCUCAGCAUCACUUAAUCACGCCCCUGCGGACUGUCCCGGCAAGGAAAAGGAAUCUCAGUCUCCAGGAUUUUAUCUGCCAUGCAAAUAUAAGCGGAGUUACUUAGCGAUGUAACUGUGAACAUAUUUAGAAGACUAACCCAGACGCUUUAUUUUUUUUCUUUGCAUCUUGAUCAUAUUAAUUUUGGAUUAUGGUUAACAUUAAGUUAUCUGUCCGCGUCCAAAUUGGACUCGAGUUCUUUGAGUUUCUGAAGGAGAGCGAUCGAGCGUCCAUCACUGAUAGAUUAGAGCUAAGAGAUAUUUACAACACCGAGUUCAGAAGCAGGAAUGUAGAAGGAAGCAGAGAUCCAAACUUCGGCUCAGUCCUCUAUGCCCUGAAGACGUCCAACAAAAUAACAAGACGAAGGGACACUAUUCGCUUGAACUCCACGGUCAGAGAUCUUUUUCUGGACCAGUGGACUUCACCGAGGGGACCUAGGCCAAAACCAGUCCAGAAUGGAGCUGCCAGUCCCGGGACAGUUCAGAACUUAACCUCUGGAGAUCGGGCAGAGACUGGAGUUAGAGCCCGAAGGCAACUUGCCAGCCUUCUGAUGGGCAAAUUAAAGGCAGACAGGGCUCAGUUCAUCUCUGACAAACACGGAAUCCGCAUCGACUCGGACCAUCUGUUUGAGAACGGGAAACUUCGAUUGCGCACGGAUGGCACAUGUGAGUCUGUGAUAAAUCUGAACGUGGAAAACACAGGAACAGAACCUGUGUAUUUCACCUACUACACCCCACUGCACUGGCUCAGGAACUUCAUCCUGAGGGACGAGCAGAACGUGACCAAGACAAACCCUCUGUGUCUACAACCAGGCGCCAGGUAUGAAAUCCAGGUUCACUUCCAGUGCAGUUUGGUUGGUUUCUAUCCAGCUACUCUGGCCUUCGAAUUUAAACCAGACCUGCAGGCUGCUGCCUUCCACAUUGUGCGCUUCAUUGAGGCUCAGUGUAUAACUGAGCUAGGACUGGAGCUGGCACCUGUGGCGCCCUACAAACCUCGCUCCCUCCCUGCCUGGACUCCUGAAGGAAACUUCACGAUUGAGGAUGGCCAGCGACCUGAAGGGCUGUCAGUGAUGCAGCUACAAAAUGUUAUUGAGCUAAAGCUGUAUAGAGUACCAGCAUACAUUAACGAGCUCAUCCAGUCACUGCAGGAGCCUACAUGCUGCUACAGUCCAAGACUGACCGUGCUGAAAAGACCCCUGAGCUGGGAGAACUACACUGAGAAGUUUCAGCUGAUGUUGUAUCUGGAGGAGCUUCAGAUGGAGGUGGACAUCAAGAGAUACAACAUCCCCAACAGUGACAAAGAAUACGCCGUCAUGACCAGAGACCGGUUCAACAAGAAACUUCUCGUUCUAGAGGUGCCUGGUGUGUCUGAGAACCGCCCAUCAGUGCUACGGGGGGAUUCACUGCUGGCGUAUCCUGCAGGACAGAACAGUGUGAAGUACCGCGGCUACGUCCACAGUGUGAAUCGGGACAGUGUUAAACUCGGCUUCAGCUCUAAAUUGCUGGAUCGCUUUGUAGAUAACAUGAAGUUCCACGUCGAGUUCGUUGUCAACCGUAUGACUGUGCGUGUUCAGCACAGAGCAGCUGAGCUGGCACCUGUAUUCAAACUGAGAGAGGUGUUGUUCCCUGCUGCACCUGCUGACUCCUUUCAGCAGCCGACACUUCCCCAACUCAGGCUGUUUGAUGCAAAGCUGGAGGGUAACCCACAACAGUAUCAGGCUGUUCAACACAUUGUUGCUGGCUCAUCCAAACCUGCCCCUUACCUGGUGUUUGGCCCACCUGGAACUGGCAAAACUGUGACUCUAGUGGAGGCCAUCAAGCAGAUCGAGAAGACCCAAACCUCCUGCCACAUCCUGGCCUGUGCUCCCUCCAACAGCGCUGCUGAUCUGCUCUGCAAGAAGAUUCUGGAUCAUGUGGAUGAGCAUAAAGUAUUCCGCAUGUACGCCAGCAGCCGGGACCCAAAUUAUGUCCCUGAUGAACUAAAGACAUGCUCUAACCUGGUAGGGGAGUGCUACCUUUUCCCUGCUAAAGAGAAGCUGAUGGAGUAUAGGAUCAUGGUCACCACCCUGUUAACCGCUGGAAGGCUGGUCACUGGAGACAUUCCUGAUGGACAUUUCACGCACGUGUUUUUGGACGAGGCAGGACAUGCUGUGGAAACUGAAUGUUUGGUCCCACUGGCAGGGCUGCUCGAUGCAGAGUCCGGUCAGGUUGUUCUGGCUGGAGACCCCAAGCAGCUUGGACCGAUUCUCAGAUCCCCUUAUGCAAUAAAAUAUGGCAUGGGAGUGUCCCUCUUGCAGCGCCUGAUGAAUGACCCUCUGUACGGGAAGGAUGAUGGCGUGUACAACAAUCGCUUUGUCACCAAACUGCUGCUUAACUACAGGUCCCAUCCUGCCAUUCUUAAGGUUCCCAAUGAGCGAUUCUAUGACGGAGAGCUGCAGUGUUGUGCGGAUGAAUAUGCACGUAACCUGUACUGCGGAUGGAGACACCUCAAGAAGCAGGGCUUCCCGGUGAUCUUCCGAGGCGUGACUGGUAUUGAUGAGCGUGAGGCCAGCAGUCCUUCAUUCUUCAACAUAGCAGAGGUGGAGGUGCUGAUGGAGUAUGUGAGGAAACUGCUGGAGUCUGAUGGCAAGAAGGGCCUGUCUAAGAUCUCUACCAGGGACAUAGGCAUCAUCGCCCCCUACAGGAAACAGGUGCAGAAAAUCCGCAAAGCCCUGGAAAAAGUUGGGAGAGACUUUAAAUUUAAGGACAUGAACUACCUAAAGGUUGGUUCGGUGGAGGAGUUCCAAGGUCAGGAGAGGAGAGUGAUCAUGGUGUCCACAGUUCGGAGCAGCCCCGACUACAUGGAGUACGACAAACACUUCAGCCUCGGCUUUGUCAAGAACGAGAAGAGAUUCAAUGUGGCCGUGACUCGAGCCAAAGCCCUGCUGAUCGUGGUGGGAAACCCCAGAUUGUUGAACCAAGAUGAAACCUGGGGAGAGUUCAUCAAUUACUGUCGAGACCAAGGAGGCUACGAUGGUGAUGAGUAUGUAGAGGAAGAGGAGGACGUGGUGGAGAGACUUGCCAACCUCUACAUCAGCAUUGACGUUCAAGUGGAGACUGCAGAGAGCACUGUUCAGCAGCUCCUGGACCCCGAGUGGAGGAACGAUCUGUGAGGGAAAGAAGGGCACAAACUUCUACGCUGACAACAAAGUUUCUACAUGUUCACAAAUUCUAAAUAUAAGGCUUAAAGUCACCUAUCUUGUUAGCAUCAGGUUAUAGUCUUUUUUAAAUGGCUGCUAGAUGAACUAGACCAAAGACUCAGGGGAGCUGAUUCAUGUUUGGAGCAGAGAGUUUGUCUUUGGCUUCCUCAGUAGAUUGCACUUUACUGACACUGGACUUGCUGCGAAUGUUCCUCCUACCUGGCUAAAGUGUUGUUGUGAAAAUUAAUUUAAGACACAAACAUUUUAUUCUCAGGGUUUGUUAUUAAUUAACUUUUCAACUUUGCUCAAGCAUCGCUGCUCUUUUAGGAUCAUGAAGUUUUAGGAUUCAUAGAUUAAUUUAACCAUCUGUUCAGCAGGGGUCCGUCCAUAUCUGUAUGUCCCUGCAACCAACCUAUUUUCAAAUGACUAUCUUGCAUUAAAUGUUUUUAAAUUAUUAACCAAAUUAAAAAUGUUUCAUGUCUAUUUGGAACUGUUUUGUAUUUU